AUGUUGCUCGUCGCCCCCUUUCUCUCUUUCUUCUUCGCAUUCCUUCUACAUGUUGUCAAUGCUGAAAAUGUCUACAAUUCUAGUGAGGCCUAUUCUGCAGGCGAAUUAGGCCAAACGCCUUCUCAAUCUUUCUAUUCAUCUAAUUACACGCCUGCUGCUUGGAAUUGGGUCGUCGAGUCUAAUGACACUGCCAACAUUCCCUCCGGUUACUUGUUCAUGGCCCUCCAGGGUGACGAUACUGUACAACCCGGUGCAGUCAUAUACGACAGUUCUGGCGAGCUCGUGUGGUCUGGCGCCGAUUAUGGCGCCGUCACAUCCUUCCGGGUAGUCUCUUACCUCGAUGCACCACAUAUACUAAUGUGGCAAGGGAACACAACGAGACAGGGUAUUGGUUCUGUGUUGUUGAUUGACCAGAACUACUCAAUAGUUAAUAAUAUUACCGCAGGACUAUCGAUCUUCCUGGGAACUAUACUGAUUGUAACGAAGCGGGCCGAAUUUACUUCUAAUGACACAACAUUGACUGCCGCUUAUCGCGCCGUCAAUAUGAAUCUUACUACAUACGGAGGGCCCGAAAAUGGCUGGCUCUAUGACUCUGUCGCACAAGAAGUCAGCAUUGAUACAGGUGUAACAAUAUGGAACUGGAGUGCGAUCGAUCACGUCGAUGCGAGACUAUGCUAUUCCAGUAUCGGCGACCAUGAUUCAUCAGAGGACGAUCCUUGGAACUUCUUCGACCUCAAUUCCAUUGAGAAAGACAAUUCAUCCAACUAUCUCAUAUCCUCCAGGUAUUGCAGUGCAAUUUAUUACGUCUCUGGCUCUUCGGGUGAAGUACUCUGGCAAGUUGGGGGCGCCAAUUCCUCAUUCACUAUGGGAAACGGGACACAAUUCUUCUACCAGCAUGACGCACGAUGGAAUGAUGGGCAGCAGACACAAAUUUCACUCUUUGACAAUGGUGGUACUGACCUCGUCACCAACGAAACCACCUCCCGUGGUCUCAUUAUCCAGCUGAACUUUGAUUCAUGGACGGUUGAGCUGGUACAAGAAUUCCUGCCAUACACGAGCCAAGUAUCAGAAGAUCAAGGGAGCAUACAGGUGCAAUCGAAUGGAAACGUUCUUAUGGGGUAUGUGGUUUAA
Molecule: messenger RNA, 1131 nt
Organism: Guyanagaster necrorhizus
Lineage: Eukaryota; Fungi; Basidiomycota; Agaricomycetes; Agaricales; Physalacriaceae
Exons: 7
Coding region: 1-1131 (376 amino acids)
Source: RefSeq, a predicted model, not a curated record